GUCCGCGCCUCGUUUCCCGCUGCCGCCAUGCUGUCCGCCGCGCUGCUCCGCCGCCCUGGCCUGGGCCGCCUCAUGCGCCUGGCCCGCACCUACGCCGAGGCCGCCGCCGCUCCGGCCCCUGCCGCGGGUCCCGGGCAGAUGUCCUUCACCUUCGCGUCGCCCACCCAGGUGUUCUUCAACGGCGCCAACGUCCGCCAGGUGGACGUGCCCACACUGACGGGAUCCUUUGGCAUCCUGGCAUCCCACGUGCCCACACUGCAGGUCCUGCGGCCCGGCCUGGUGGUCGUCCAUGCAGAGGACGGGACCUCCACCAAGUACUUUGUGAGCAGCGGCUCGAUCACAGUGAAUGCAGACUCCUCUGUGCAGCUGUUGGCUGAGGAGGCUGUGACUCUGGACAUGCUGGACCUGGGGGCGGCCAAGGCCAACCUGGAGAAGGCGCAGUCGGAGUUGUCAGGAGCUGGGGACGAGGCCCGGCGGGCUGAGAUCCAGAUCAGGAUCGAGGCUAGUGAGGCCCUGGUGAAGGCCCUCGAGUAGCCGUGUGCGCCUACAGGGCAGGUGGGUAGAGAGCCGAGGCUGGGGCAGCAACGCUCAGGAGCCAGCGCAGUACAGCCUGACAGCCGCCCUCCACUGGCUGCCCAUCACAGGCAGCCGUGGAGACAGUACCCCUGGACAAGCACCGAUCCCUCUGAACCCCGAUUAAAAACCAGGAACUGUA
Messenger RNA from Echinops telfairi (small Madagascar hedgehog), 715 nucleotides. Its product is annotated as ATP synthase subunit delta, mitochondrial. Gene Ontology annotation, molecular function: proton-transporting ATP synthase activity, rotational mechanism. The record is from RefSeq and is a predicted model, not a curated record. Lineage: Eukaryota; Metazoa; Chordata; Mammalia; Afrosoricida; Tenrecidae. Gene Ontology annotation, biological process: proton motive force-driven ATP synthesis. The coding region runs from base 28 to 534 and encodes 168 amino acids. The transcript is spliced from 4 exons.